Toxorhynchites rutilus septentrionalis is the source of this 2379-nucleotide messenger RNA. RefSeq names its product sideroflexin-1-3 (gene Sfxn1-3). NCBI's taxonomy places the organism in Eukaryota, Metazoa, Arthropoda, Insecta, Diptera, Culicidae. Gene Ontology annotation, cellular component: mitochondrial inner membrane. The coding region runs from base 636 to 1601 and encodes 321 amino acids. Gene Ontology annotation, biological process: monoatomic ion transport; serine import into mitochondrion. Gene Ontology annotation, molecular function: monoatomic ion transmembrane transporter activity. The transcript is spliced from 5 exons. The record is from RefSeq and is a predicted model, not a curated record.
AUCAACCUCUGAUAGAGCUUGCUCAAAGUUGUAUUUAUAAGUAUGACGUUCCGUACACACGAUACUUCUUCACCAUUUCAAUUCCUGUUGUGCAAAAAAAUCGAUUUUUGACCAGUCAAAUAAUCAGCGCAAGAAACCGUCGACGACAGUUCAGUGUAGUGCGACAGACGGAAACCAAUUGAAAUCUCCUCAUAUCAGCAGUCAAUUUGGAACAAGUCUAGGAACCUUAUCACCGAGUACGACCGAGAUCUGUGAAAUACUCAAUAACUCUAUUAUCGAUAAUCUUCCGCAAUAUUCAGUGUCGUCAACUUGCCAUAAUUGAGAGUUAUCGGAGAUAUCAAUUAUCAGUAGCACUAUUCAGAGGACAGAGCUGGAGAAAAAAUCUCAUCCGUAGCACGGAGAUUGUAGUAACGUUAUCACUUCUGUCCGAGAAACAUCUAAUAACUCAACCGGCCAGGACCUUUCGGACCUUUGGAUUACAUAAUAAUAUUCCUACAGUAUAGCAUAUACUUAUAUGCAACCUCUCUAAGCGCAACAAUUGUGUUCGUGAUCAGGAACGUUGAACCAAGUGUACAAAUACGACCAUUAUUAUAAUUGUAAAUUAGCUACGGUACUCCCGUUUGCGCUCGAGAAUAAUGUCGUCUCUACCUCGCGUCAAUUUGGACGAACCACGGUAUGACCAGAGUACGUACCUCAAUCGGGCGAAACACUUCCUAAUCGUUACCAAUCCGCUCAAUGUUUUCGUCACCGAGGAGCAGCUGGAUCGUGCCGCACGGAUCGUUAAAGAUUACCGCGCCGGCAAACCAGUGCCCGAUAUUUCCUCGGUGGACGAGCUGUGGGCAGCCAAAUACCUGUACGACAGUGCUUUCCAUCCGGAUACGGGCGAGAAAAUGCUCCUGGUCGGCCGUAUGUCCGCCCAGGUGCCCAUGAAUAUGAGCAUCACCGGCUGUAUGAUGACGUUCUACAAAUCCACUCCGGCGGUUAUCUUCUGGCAGUGGUUCAAUCAGUCCUUCAACGCGGUCGUCAAUUACACCAACCGAUCGGGGAAGUCUCCAAUCAGCCAGGAGCAGCUGCUAACUUCGUACUGCCUGGCCACAGGCGGUGCUCUCGCAACGGCACUCUCGCUGAACCGGCUUGUGCGGAAUGCUCCACCACUUGUUGGCCGACUUGUGCCGCUAGCAGCUGUCGCCGCCGCGAACUGCAUCAACAUUCCGCUGAUGCGCAUGCAAGAACUGAAGAACGGCGUCACGUUAAUCGACAGCGAAGGAAAUGAGCUCGGGCAAUCGGUUCGCGCAGCGAAGGAAGGCAUCGCAGCGGUUACCUUUAGCCGUAUUCUGAUGGCCAUGCCGGGCAUGGUGUUUACACCCGUACUGAUGAACACGCUCGAUAAGCGCGGCUUCCUGAAGCGUGUUCCCUGGGCGAACGCCCCCAUCCAGAUGUUGUUCUGUGGCUUCUGUCUCACGUUCGCGACCCCACUCUGCUGUGCACUGUUCAGCCAGAAGGCAUCGAUAAGCGUUAACAGUCUUGAGGCGGACGUCCGCGAAAAGAUUCGAAAGGAACGCCCCGAACUGGAGCUAGUCUAUUACAACAAGGGACUGUAAAUUUCACUGCCGGAUAGAUAUUACUCCUGUAUGGGUCUCGCGAAGCUGAUCAUUUGUGCUUCAGUUACAAUGAAAGUGAAAGGGACAAUAAUAGAUUGUGAAAAGUUAUAUAUUAUGCGUGGUAAAACAUUGGGAGAUUUUAUUAGCUUUGUGUUAUUCAUGUCGAGCUUAAAACCAACCAAACAGAUGGAUUCAUUCCAAUUGCAAUUUUAUAACCAAUGUAAUGUAUACUCAGCAUGGGAAGCCGCCAUCGUCUUCACAGUCGUGUAAGGUGUUUUGACAAUAAUCGAUACUAGGUAAAAGACAAAUAUUGUAGAAAAUGCUAUGGAAAAUAUUCAGCACAAAUAGAAUGGGAUUAUUUCAAUCUGUAUAACCUAUAGAAAUAAAACAUACCAUAUACACAAAAUACUAAAUUAACAUGUCUCCACCGAGGUUAUCGAUGUGAAUCGAGGUGGAAUGUUGGAAACAGUGGCGUACCUGGAGUGAGUGGUGACACCCAGUGUUGCCACACGUACAGAUUUUUUUCGUUAUUUUUGGUACAGAUUUCGUUUAUCAAUUUUUCCCAUCAGUAAAACAUGUUACUUUAAUAUAGAGAAAACAUAUUUGAAAUGGAAAAGGUAAUUUUCUUUUAUAAUUUUAAUUUUCUGAGUGUUUAUUCAACCCAACGCGAAUUUCAAUUGGACUAACAACAUAUGUAGCAUAUGUAGAGCUAUCACUUUUUGUUGCCGUAUAAACUUUCCUUGGGUGAAAAUGAAUACAACAAAACAGACAGCUUAAA